UAAAAUGAAAUUUCACGAAGCAAAUGUCUGGUUAAACCGUCAUUAUAUGGGAUAGACCGAAGAGAGACAGACAGAUCCUCUGAUAACUCCGUUAAAGUACAUAGUUUCUCUGUAAUGGCCUCAUUCUCUGCAAACGUCACCACUUCACCUUCUCCACUCAUUCUUCAACGACGUCGUUUCUUCAACUUCUCAUCCUCUACUCAUCAACUACAAGGUCCGCCUCUGCAAAAUAAGAAAAUUAGGGUUUUCUCGUUACUGAAUUUCAGACCAUUAUCUUUCAAUUUGAGGAAGAGGAGAACUUUGAUGUGUGCAGCCAAUCAAGGUGCAAUGGAAGAAGUGAAAGAAACCGGAGAAACUAAUGGCCUCAUAGGUGUACUGGGUAAAGUUGAUUCUGAUCAAGUACAUGAUUACAAAAGAACCGAAGCUUGGUCGCAAUUUGCCGGAAGAAUAUCAGGUGAGUGGGAUGGAUUUGGAGCAGACUUUAGUAAUCAAGGGAGCACAAUUGAACUUCCAGAGUAUGUGGUGCCUGAAGCAUACCGAGAGUGGGAGGUCAAAGUAUUUGAUUGGCAGACUCAAUGUCCCACUCUUGCUAACCCAGAGGAUCAUGUUCUCGAGUACAGGUCCGUUCAGUUACUUCCCACGGUUGGAUGUGAGGCCGAUGCUGCUACGGUAUACAGUUCAGAUGAGAGAAAAGUGGGUGGCGAAAACAAUGGAGUCACCACUUUUGCUUACCAAUCGGGUGGCUCUUAUGUUGCUGUCUGGCAAAAGAAGGAUGAUUUAAUAGAGUUGGAAUACUGCUUGAUCAAUCCUCAAGAUUUUGAAUCUCGGGUUAGGAUUAUUCAGCGUAUCCGUGUAUCGAAUAAUACAGAGAUGAAGCUACAGGGUGUAAGAGUAUUUCGUGAGCAGUGGUAUGGACCAUUCAGAAACGGCGAUCAACUAGGAGGUUGUGCCAUUCGCGAUUCUGCUUUUGCUUCUACAGCACCUACGAUUGCUUCAGAUAUUGCUGGUAUUUGGCAGGGUUCUAAAGCUGUCACCACGUUUGACACUACAAAUACUGAGAUUUUUCGAGAGAUUUUAGAUGACGGACUGCAGAAGUCUGUCAGAGAUGGAGAAAACAAUGUAUUACUUCCAAAGCAGCUGUGGUGUUCUCUUAAACAAAACAAGGAUGGCGAAACUAUAACUGAAGCGGGAUGGCUUUUAGAUCAAGGGCAGGCAAUCACAUCAAGUUGCUUAUUCUCAAGCACCGCAAAGCUGAAGGAAAUAUCAAUAGCAUUAGAAACUAGAGCCUUGGAAUAAGUAGAAUAGCCUUGGUGGCAAUUCAUUCUGUUCCAAAUUUGUUUUUAUAUAUAUAAAUGCAUCACAACCCAAGUGAAAUUCAUGUAUAAAUAUGAUAAAUUUGUUGCAAAAACUGGCCUUAUUUAAAUGACUCAUUUUACUUUGUGUAUAUAAGCUCUAUUCAGUUUUCAAUUCUUCUUGUUCACGGUAGCUUGUUUCAGUUAAA
This is a messenger RNA of Vicia villosa (hairy vetch), 1501 nucleotides long. RefSeq lists its product as uncharacterized. The record is from RefSeq and is a predicted model, not a curated record. Lineage: Eukaryota; Viridiplantae; Streptophyta; Magnoliopsida; Fabales; Fabaceae. The coding region runs from base 115 to 1296 and encodes 393 amino acids. The transcript is spliced from 6 exons.